CACACAUCCAGUUUUCUUAAAUAAGAAUAAUUGUAAGUGCUUUAUUUACAAAGUAUUGUGGAAGCCUUAAGACUGGCUGAUCUGUGGUCACAAUACAUUAGAACGGCUUAUUUCAGUUUUCUGCAGAGCUAAAGGCUAGAUGUGAAUUUUCAAGGUGUCCUUUUAGAGAAGACCAGCACCACACUCUUGCAGUUAACUCACUCCUUGGCAAGCAACUCAGAAAGAGAUCCACAGAGUCAAGAGAAGCAAAGUUGUAAAACCUGUAGAAUCAAUAAUAAACUUAAUGGUGUUUGGGUUUCUUAGGUCUCCCCUUGAAAACUUUAAAGUGAUUCCGUUGGUAAUUUAAUGUAGCUCUGCAAUCAGUUAUAAUAAGCACACCAGAAAAUGGACAGCUAUUCUCUCCGUUCCCUUUCUGUGUUUACAUAGUUUCUCUUGACUUUGCUUUCCCAUCAUGCCUUGCUGUUCAAAGUAAAGGCUGCGAGUCAUGGCAGGAGGACGGGAAAGAGUGACUCAUAUGCUGAAACAACUUUAUCGAGCCUCGUGCAUGUGUCCUGCUCAUUCCCACAGUUAUUCUCAAGGUAUUGAAAAAGUUGUUUCAGGAAAAACAGAAUAUGCUUUUGAGAUGUCUCUUUCUAAUAUCCGAUAUGGAAAGGGUGUUACUAAAGAAGUGGGAAUGGACCUGCAGAACUUGGGUGCUAGAAGUGUUUGUGUGGUGACAGAUAAAAAUAUUUCUCAGCUCCCUCCUCUGAAAGCGGUAUUGGAUUCUCUAACAGCAAAUGGUAUAAACUUCCAAAUAUAUGACAAUGUAAGGGUGGAGCCAUCAGACCAGAGUUUCAAGGAUGCCAUUGUCUUUGCAAAAAAGAGGGAGUUUGACUCUUACGUUGCUGUAGGCGGAGGUUCAGUGAUAGACACUUGUAAAAUAGCCAAUCUCUAUGCAUCCAGCCCAGAGUCAGACUUCUUGGAUUAUGUCAAUGCUCCCAUUGGAAAGGGCAAGCCUGUUAAAGUCACUCUUAAGCCACUGAUAGCAGUUCCUACAACAGCUGGAACUGGAAGCGAAACUACUGGAGUCGCUAUUUUUGAUUACAAAGAACUAAAAGUAAAAACUGGCAUUGCUUCAAGAGCCAUUAAGCCCUUCUUGGGCAUCAUUGACCCUUUACAUACUUUCCAUAUGCCUGAACGGGUGAUGGCUAAUAGUGGCUUUGAUGUGCUCUGCCAUGCCCUCGAAUCCUAUACUGCUCUUCCGUAUAAUCAGCGUAGCCCCUGUCCUUCAAAUCCAAUGAACCGACCAGCUUACCAAGGAAGCAACCCUAUCAGUGAUGUCUGGGCCAUCCAUGCAUUAAGGAUUGUUUCUAAAUAUUUGAAGAGAGCCAUCAAGAACCCAGACGACCAAGAAGCAAGGGCUAAAAUGCAUUUGGCAAGUGCUUUUGCUGGCAUGGGCUUUGGAAAUGCUGGUGUACAUCUUUGCCAUGGCAUGUCCUACCCAAUUUCUGGCUUGGUGAAGAAUUAUAAAGCAAAGGAUUAUAAUGUGGAUCAUUCUUUAGUGCCACAUGGCCUUUCUGUUGUCCUCACAUCCCCAGCAGUGUUUACUUUCACAGCACCAAUGUGCCCUGAACGUCACUUGGAAGCUGCCCAGAUUAUGGGAGCGAACAUCAGCACAGCCAAAAUGAAAGACUCUGGGCUUAUCUUAGCAGACACUCUCCGGAAAUUCUUGUUUGAUCUGAAUGUUGAUGAUGGCUUAGCUGCUCUUGGUUAUUCCACAGCUGAUAUCCCUGCCUUAGUUAAAGGCACACUGCCUCAGGAAAGAGUGACUAAAUUAUCUCCACGUUCCCAAACUGAAGAAGAAUUAUCUGCCUUAUUUGAAGCUUCUAUGAAACUCUAUUAGCAUCACACAAUCUAAUAUUUUUCAGUAGUUUGUAAGCUUUUAUUCAAAGGGGAUGGAGUAAUUCAAAUGAUUACUGUUCUUUAUUUAGAAUUUAUGCUCACUUUUGUAAUCGGAAAUGUUUACUUUUCAUUUACUGGUGUCUAGUUUAAUUGGAAACUGAUUACAGCUUUCCCUUCCGCAGACAAACUAGAGGUAGUAUGAUCUAUCAAGUCGCAAUCUGUUUGAUAGAUUUACUAUAAUAUGCACUUGUGAAUUUUAAGUCUUAAAAGUAACAGAAAAGCUGUUUUUAUUUUGCCCUACUGUUAUAUUACAUUGUUGUUUUAUAUUCUUCUAUUGGUGCAUGGUUUAAAAAUGCACCAGUAUAACCAUUAAUUUCCUAGCUUGAUUUUCCUCUGAAUCAGUUGUGACAAAUAAAAAUAAACUUU
Pogona vitticeps (central bearded dragon) is the source of this 2307-nucleotide messenger RNA. The record is from RefSeq and is a predicted model, not a curated record. NCBI's taxonomy places the organism in Eukaryota, Metazoa, Chordata, Lepidosauria, Squamata, Agamidae.